AUGCAAGAUAAAGAUGGAUGCACUCAAAACCAAUGUGAAGUUGGCCAAAAAUGUGUUCCCGCCAUGUACAAUUAUUAUAUCUGCCUAACAUUUGACGCACCUUGUGACGUUAACCUUUGUCUUAAUAAUGGUGUAUGUAGAAACAUGGUCAACAAUUACAGAUGUAUUUGUCCAAAUGGUUACCAUGGCAAUCAUUGUGAAAAUAAACCUUGUGACGUUAACCCUUGUCGUAAUAAUGGAAUAUGCAGAAACAUGUUCAGCGGUUACAUAUGUAUUUGUGCGGGAGGUUACGAUGGCGAUAAUUGUGAAUGGAAUUACCGAUACUUUACAGACACUUCAGGUAUACUUAGUUCUCCGAACUACCCUGGCAAUUAUACGAAUAACCUUAGGUACAAAUAUUUCAUACAAUUGCAAGCUGGACAGAGUAUAACCCUGACAUUUUCUACAAUUAUUACGGAAAAAUGUUGUGAUCUCGUUCAGGUCUUUGAAGGAUCAACUAUAUCAGAUCCACCCCUACUGAAGCUGUCUGGGUCCAGUAAUAGUAGUACUACAGUGCAGUCAACUAGCAAUAACAUGCUCGUAGUAUUUACAUCUGACGGCAGUAUUAUUGGCAGAGGAUUCACUGCUAGAUAUUCCUCUCAUUCAUGAGGUUUAAUGAAAAAUAAAUCAGGAAUUCCAAGUAAAUGUUGUACUACUUGAGGAAAAGUUGAAGUCAAGCAAAACUAAACGAGAAAUGUAUACUUAUAAAUUUGUUGGCUUUAUCAGACAAGAAAAUUCUAAAUGAUUGUAACUAGGUGUUCUUUUUUAAAAGUAAAUGUUUAAAUGAUUACUCGAGAUUAUCAGAAAAAUAGUAUCGGGUUAAUGGAGAAGAAAAAAAAAACAACCCAUAAUGCAUUAAAUACAUAACUCUUUAAUUUUCGGCAAAAAUCUGUAUUCUCAUAUGCAGAUUGUCCAGGAAAACUGAUUUGUGAAAUAUUGGUUAUAAGAAAAUAUGUCUUUUUAUAUUGAUAUUAUUAAAACUUGUUGGAUGAAUCA
Messenger RNA from Mytilus californianus (California mussel), 1035 nucleotides. RefSeq names its product fibropellin-3-like. The coding region runs from base 1 to 648 and encodes 215 amino acids. Lineage: Eukaryota; Metazoa; Mollusca; Bivalvia; Mytilida; Mytilidae. The transcript is spliced from 7 exons. Gene Ontology annotation, molecular function: calcium ion binding. The record is from RefSeq and is a predicted model, not a curated record.